Molecule: messenger RNA, 1620 nt
Organism: Cylindrotheca closterium
Lineage: Eukaryota; Bacillariophyta; Bacillariophyceae; Bacillariales; Bacillariaceae
Source: the annotation of a GenBank genome assembly
AUGAAAGCGUCAUUAUUAUUACUGCUGGUUCUCGCGCACACAUCAUUGUCAACGACAAAUGGCUCGUCUUCGAGGGAGUCACCGCCACGCGUUUCAAGGCAGAGCAGUAGUGUUCAAAGAGAGAAAGAACAAAAUAACAAUGCACUACAAUUACCCACUCUUCGAUGGAAACGACCAAAAUGGUUGUCGAAUCGCCGUUUUGGUUUCGUUAAGGAUGGGGAUUUUUCAGCAGCAGCUUCAAAAGCCAUGACAUACUGUCAAUAUGGUGUCAUUGCAUACCUGGUAGCUGCACUGUGCAAAGAUUUGGUUUCUACGAUACGAGACCUCAACAACGAAUUCUCAUCGAACAGUCAAAAUGCACUUUCCAGAAGCGAAGUAAAAGAUUUGAUUGCAUGGAUAGAAAAAAGCCAAGUUGCAAUCACCCCAAAACCACCUCUCUCCUUGCCAUGGCUAGCAUCAAUUGCUCUCAACCUCUAUGAGCAGGCAGGUCUAUCGAUACAGCAAUUAGAACAUAUUGUAAUGCAGUUGACAGUGGACCAAGCAAACAUGUUGCAUGAUUGCCUGCUUCAGUCCGAUCGAAAAACUACAUUUGAUUCUGUGGGAGGACUUGGCGCUAUAAAGCAAAAUAUCAAUGAUUGGGUAUCUUUCAAUGCACGAGCGCAAAGAGGAGCUGUAACACCAUAUGACAGUUUUGUCAAAUCUGGGCGUCAAGGACUCGCCCUUUGGGGACCUCCGGGAUGUGGAAAAAGUCUAUUGAUGAAAGCGAUUACGAACAAAAGUAACUUGCCUACUUUGGUAGUCACACCAUCUUUGAUGCAGAAGAAGUACUACGGAGAGAGUACAAUGAGAGUGCGCUCCCUAUUUUCGCUUGUUUCUCUCCUUGGCCCCUGCAUUGUCGUGCUAGACGAAUUGGAUGGAUUGUUCAAAUUACGCAAUUCAGAAGAAAUCGAAGUGAGCCGAGACAUGAAAACAGAAUGGCUGCAAUGGUGGGAUGGUGUCGCCUCUGACCAAAUCAACAAUCCAAAAGUUAUGUUUAUUGGUGCUACGAACCGACCUUGGGACUGUGACCCAGCUGUUUGGAGACGCCUUCCACAACGACACUACGUUGGUGUACCCACCUAUGAUGACCGCCUCGAUUUAUUCUUGAAAUGGAUGGUUGGUCACAAGUUGCCCCCAAUUGAACGUGAAGUUCUCGAGUAUUUUGCAGGCCAAACAGAAGGAUACAUUCCAUCUGACUUGUAUCACAUUUUGCAGAGUGCCUGUCGGAAAGGGCCAAUGGAGCGGCUCGAUGAAACAUUGACUAUGAUUGAUGUCCAAAAAGCACUUGUUGAGGUUCCACCAACCAGAUUCACGAUGGAUUAUGUGAAGCAAGUAGAGGGGUUCCUUUCGCCACAUGUCCCACAACAACAUCAAAACGCCCAGGGCGUCUCUACCGAUCCCAAUGGUGGUAGCUAUUUUGAAACACCCGCGGGUACUUACUAUCAAUUCCAGAUACCAGUCGAGCCGUCGAAUGUAAUGAAUGAAAUGCUGUGGAAUGAAAACCAAAAUGACUUUGCUAGCGAUUCGGAAGACUUUGAUUCUGAUGAUUUUAUCACUGAUUCCGAUAUUGAUGAGUUGUAG